GGACUGUAUACUCUUAUUUGUUGAGGUUUCUUCUCCAGAUCUUAACAGGUGUCUUGUAAGCUCGUAUCAUUUCAGGAGUGUUGGGUCUAGAGUUGCUUUACUGACCUGAAAUAAACAACAGAGAUUCAGUGAUAGUGGAAAUCUGCAGUAAAGAGAGUCAUGCCGCAGCUGGUGGUGAAGAUCAUCGGUGGAAAACACAUUAGAAAUUUUACUGAUGCAGUUAAAAGUCCAACAGAUGAUGCAACAAACAGCUCAGAGGAGAAACAAAGUCUUCAUACCAAAGAUACUCAAGAAGAUUUAGGCAGAAAAUCAUCUUCAGAUUUGGAGCUUUUGAGAGCAGAAGAACACACAAAGAAUCUGCUGGCUUCCAUCAGACAGGUUCCAGACAGACAGUGUGUGACAGCACCAUGUGGAGAUCGCUCUGGAUCCUACAUACAUCUGAAGACCAACGUGACAAACACAAAACAACUCUUGACACAUACAAAUAUGCUAAUAAAAACAAACACAGAGAGCUGUCUCCUCUCAGCUAUCUAUGAAGAACUGCAGGGUUUGGAUUCACAGAUAACCCAGAACAUCGAGAAGAAACUGAUGGAUCUUGACCCGUCACAUUCAGGAAUCAUUCAUCAGUCAGAACUUACAUAUCUCCUUCUCAAACAGAAGAUUCCUCUGAAGCUCACAACACUCUCCUGUAUCUUUAAAUCCUUCAGUGAUGCUAACAACCCGGAAAAGGUAGAUCCCUGAACCAAAUUCCUUGACUUUUCCCUUACUUUCACUGACUUAAAACUUGAAUUUCCAUGACCUAUGUCUGGGAUACCGUGAACCUGGAUAAUGUAGAGUAUGUAAAAGUGAGUGUA
Molecule: messenger RNA, 854 nt
Organism: Misgurnus anguillicaudatus (oriental weatherfish)
Lineage: Eukaryota; Metazoa; Chordata; Actinopteri; Cypriniformes; Cobitidae
Source: RefSeq, a predicted model, not a curated record